Messenger RNA from Argentina anserina (silverweed cinquefoil), 937 nucleotides. RefSeq lists its product as uncharacterized. Lineage: Eukaryota; Viridiplantae; Streptophyta; Magnoliopsida; Rosales; Rosaceae. Bases 64 to 747 code for a protein of 227 amino acids. The record is from RefSeq and is a predicted model, not a curated record. The transcript has a single exon.
CUUCUUCUUCUUCUUCUUCUUCUUCUCUUGUUUCUCAGUUUCUCCCUCCAAAACAAAAACACAAUGAAGAAGAACCCUAAUUCCAACAACCCCACUCCCAACGGCACCGUCGUAGCCCCACCGGGGUCAGCCGCAAGAGGAGAAGAGUGCAGCAACUGCGGCACCAAGAAAGGCUGGAUCCUACACAACGUCCGUUACCGCGCCGUCCUCCGCCGCCUCUGCACCUCCUGCGUCCUCCGCCUCCACCCGGGAAGCUUCUGCCCCUUCUGCUUCCUCUUCCACCAAAAUCCCCAAAAUGCCCCCAACCUAGUCUCGUGCUCAAAGUGCCCCUCCCUCUCCCACCCCGACUGCCUCCCUCCCUACGCCGCCUUCUCCCCCUCCCCCUUCCUCUGCCCUCCCUGCUCCUCCUCCUCCGCCCCCAACUUCUCCUUCUUCCGCCUCGAUACCAACAACAACACCCUCGACAAGCGCCUCGCCGCCGUCCUCCUCUGCGCCGCCACCAUCGCCGCCAACUCCAUGUCCAAGGCCGUCGCUUUCGCACGCGCCGAGGCCGACCGCAAAGUCCGCGAGGCCGCCGCCGCCAGGAAGCGCGCCCGCGAGGCCUUGGACCGGUUUGUGAUACUCUCCGCCGCCGCCGCGCAGCCUAGACCGGCGGCGGACCAGGUGUCUGGUUCCUCCAAUGGCGCGCCGACUGCAUUGUCUAAUAAAGAAGCUAAUGGAGACUUGGAUUCUAAGCAACCUCAUUAAGGCUGAAGAGUGAGAAUUUGUUAGUGGAUUUUCGACUGUGUAUUUUUUUUAGCCUGUGUUGUUUCAGCUGUUUAUGUGUUUCUAUUUGAGGAGAUAUCAUUCGAUCUGCAGCAAUUUUAUAGCAUUUGUAGAGUCUGAUUAUUAAUGUAUGGAAACCUCUGGGUUCUUCUGGAUUAUCAUUUUUUCUUUC